GUGACCCAUAUUCCAUCCACGCCAUUUUGCAAUGUGGGGCAGAGGGAGGCCACUUUUUUUUUAUUGCUAACGAAUAAAAUGUGAAGUAGUUUUAUGCGCUGAGGACAAAGAGCGUCGCGUGUUUCUGUGGCAGUCAUGGAGGAGAUCAGCAGUGUAGCUGUACUCAACACGCACUCCUCCACUUCUUCCUCUUCCUCCUCUGAUCCGUCAGCGCUGGAAUCCCCUGCUCAAAGCCAAACCCGGCAGGCCGUCAAGGAAGACACCUCUCAGAUUUUUCAACACAAGCAAGCCCCCAAUUCUCUGAUCCGAGUCAUUGAGAAGCUCAGCAAAAUAGUGGAGAAGCGUCCCCAGCGUAGCUGCAUCUCGGCGGCACAGAAAAGAGCGUUUCAACAGGCCUCUUCUGCACGAGGAGGAGGAGGAGGUGAUGACGGGGCGAAGGGGAGCAGAGGAAGCUCUCCCAUUAAGAAAAUAAAGAGGAACGUCAAGGUGGUGAGAUUAGAUGGCAGCACAGCUGACCGGGCUCUUUCUCCACCUGUGUCAGGCGACAGUAACAAUAACAACGUCACCUCCACUGUAACAGAGAUAUGUGACAACCCCAACAGCAGCAACCAAAAGUGGACAGUAACAUGCUAUCAGUGCAGCCUGUGUCCAUUUCUCUCCCAAACACUGCCCCUGCUCAAAGAGCACCUGAAGCAGCACAAUGAGCAGAACAGUGAUGUCAUCCUCAUGUGCUCCGAGUGUCGCUUUACCUCCAGAGACCAGGGGCAGCUUGAGGCACAUGUCAGGCUGCACUUCGACAAUGGAGGAAACCUGAAGAGGGAUUACCCUCCAUCGGAUACCUAUAGCGAUGGAAAGGAAGAUGUUUUAAGAAAGCAGGAUGGGGACUGGACUGGGAGCAGUGGCAGUACGGGAACCGAGGUCAUCAAAAGUUCAGCGGACAGUUCCAAGGAGCUGCCACAGAAGAAGAAAUGGUACAGCUAUGAGGAGUAUGGAUUGUACCGCUGCCUAAUCUGCAGCUACGUCUGCAGCCAGCAGCGAAUGCUAAAGACCCAUGCCUGGAAGCAUGCUGGUCUGGUCGACUGCUCUUACCCUAUCUUCGAGGAUGACGACGGGGCUCCUGCAAUAAGAGAGUUCAAGGCUGCAGCUAACCCUGCCACGACCAGAGAGGAAAUGGUAGUUUUUUCCCCAGCCCUUCAAGAUAAAGGCCUGCAAAAGCGCCCCACUGGCUUCAAGCUCCAGCUCUGUGUGCCACUGGGUGUCGACAGUAAACAGGAUCUGUUAAAUCAACCUGUUUCUGAUGUUGAUGAAAGUCCAGACACGGCAGGGGAAGAGGAGGAACGUGUGUACCCUAUCAAAGACCUGACCUCCGAGGAGCCCCUGGUGGAAGUGCAGGUGAUGACGGUGGCGGAGACUGAAGUUGAGAUAGAUGGUCACCAUGAUAGUGGCUCUAUCACGGACAGCUUACUGUCAUCAGCCCAGAAGAUUAUCAACAGCAGUCCCAACAGUGCCGGCCGGAUCAACGUGAUUGUAGAACGUCUUCCCUCGGCUGAGGAUUCAGUCAUGGCAACUAACCCACUUCUUCUUAGCCCAGACGUGGACAGGGACAAGAGCUUACAGGAUGUGGAGGAGCAAGAGCGUGACCACAUUGGAGCUGUGAAGGAGGAGGAGGUCCUUGGCUGCAGUGCAGAUGCUACUGACAGCCCGGCAUUAAGUGCUGAUAUUAAAUCAUCCGUUACCAUAAGUAGCAACUCACCACGGGAUGAAAACGUUCCCCCAGCUAGUCGCAAGAGGACACAUUCUGAGUCCCUCCGCCUGCACUCCCUGGCUGCUGAGGCCCUGGUAGCGAUGCCUAUGAGGACCCCUGAGCUCUCCACCUCCAGCCUCAAAGCACCAGACGUGGGAACGACGGCAGCUCUAUUGGACUUGGACCUUCAUAGGGAGGACAGUGAGGAAGAAGAGUUGGGGCCCCUGGGACUCAGGGAGGGAGACGAGGAGGAGCCUACAACUAAAGCUGGCAUUAGCCUUUCGCUGCUCACGGUCAUUGAAAGACUCAGAGAGCGCUCGGACCAGAAUGCCUCUGAUGAAGAUAUCUUAAAAGAGCUUCAGGACAACGCACAGUUCCAAAACGGGGCUGUGGCUGGUGUGGUCACAGGCAGCGGAGCUGGGAGUUACAUGUGUGCCAUUCCACGAAUGGAUGGGGCUUCUCCUGAUGGUGGUCUGGUGGACUACAUCCCCGGCAGUGAAAGGCCAUACAGAUGCCGCCUGUGUCGCUACAGUAGCAGCAACAAGGGCUACAUCAAACACCACCUGCGGGUUCACAGGCAGAGGCAGCCGUAUCAGUGUCCCAUCUGUGAUCACAUCGCCUCAGACAGCAUGGACCUGGAGAGCCAUAUGAUCCACCACUGCAAGACCAGGAUGUACCGGUGCAAGCAGUGCCCAGAUGCCUUCCACUAUAAGAGUCAGUUAAGAAACCAUGAAAGAGAGCACCACAGCUUCAGCAGCGACAUGGCAGCCUUCACAGCUGUCACUGAAGCUGCAGCCGCAGUGGAGGAAGCUGAGCAAGAAACAGACCACGAUUGUGCAAAGCAGAAGAUGUACAAAUGUGAUGUGUGCGACUACACCAGCUCCACAUAUGUCGGUGUGAGAAACCACAGACGGAUUCAUAACUCUGACAAGCCUUAUCGGUGCUGUAGCUGUGACUUUGCCACCACCAACAUGAACAGUUUAAAGAGCCACAUGAGGAGGCACCCUCAGGAGCACCAAGCUGUGCAGCUUCUGGAGCAGUACAGGUGCUCUCUGUGUGGCUAUGUGUGCAGUCACCCUCCAUCACUUAAGUCGCACAUGUGGAAGCACGCCGGAGACCAGAACUACAACUACGAGCAGGUUAACCAAGCCAUUAAUGAGGCCAUCUCCCAGAGCAGCCGAACUCCUCAGAAGUUGUCUGCAGUUCCGGAAUCAGUGGCGGACCACCCUGCGGUGGCCUAUCCCUCAAAGGACAAAGUUAAGGCCCCCGUGGAACAGAUAACACCCACACUGACAUCAGCAGCAGUUGAUCCAGCCACAGACAGCCCGACUGGCCUCCACACACCCACCACAGACCCCUCACAGUGGUCAGGUGAAUCCCAAAGUCCCCCGGAUAGUGACCCUGUAGGCCAGACCCACGUCCCGGGUCCCAGCAUGGAGUACUGUGUGCUCUUGUUCUGUUGCUGCAUCUGUGGCUAUGAGUCCACCAGUAAAGAGCGGCUGAUGGAGCACAUGAAGGAGCACGAGGGAGACAUCAUCAGCAUCAUCCUCAACAAGGAGCAGCAGCAGCAGCAAGCUGAAGUACAACCAAGCCUCCAGACAGCAGAGUGAGACCUGUCCUUCUCUACUUUUCUCUAUAUCAACACUGACCCUGCGCACACAGAACAUUUUCAUUAUAUUUCUUUAACUCAAGGUGGUUGUGAGUUGUAGGUUUAACCAUUUUAUGUCUACCACACCCUCAUAGUUUACUGCCAUUUCUCAGCAUGUAAGUUGGUGACAAAGGCUACAUCCAUGUUACUACAUUUUCAUUAUACAACUGGUGUCCACACUACUCCAGAGUUUCAGAGCAGCUACAACAGGGAUGUUUGGAGAAGUGUUUUAGUCUGGACAGGCAGUAACAGAGAUGUUUGGAAACGUGUAGAAAACAAUAUGGAAACUUAUUUCAGUUAUUUUUUUUUUUUUUCAAACUAAAACGUAGUAGUAUGGAUGUAGCCAAUCGGCUGAAGUAACUUGAGUCCAAUACACACACCUUGAACAGGUGUGGAGAAAUAUAAUGAAAAGGUUUUCUGUGUGGCAUAUCCUUUAAAAGGAAUGUUAAAUAAAACAUAGAACAACGCUUAUAAGCCGUUAAUAUUUGUAUCAAAUAAUUUGACAGAGACACAAAAUGUGUCUUUAGGGAAGCAACGUUGAUUUCAAGGGACAAACCCGAGCUUUAGCCCAAGUUUUUUUUCACUAUACAGGGACAAGUUCAUACCUCACAAAACCACACAAUCCCUCAGCAGGAAUGGAGAAAAGAAAAGAUGACAUAUUUUCCAGUCUAAUUCAUAUAUUGACUACAAGGCAGCUCUUUUAUUGCUACUGUAAUAUUUAAUGUAUUUAAUUUGACUCAGCCGUGGCUCUAGCCUUUUUAUAGGAGGUACAUGUGCAAACUCACCAAUGCCUAAAGGCACACAUCACAGCUUGAAGAUGAUAUAAUAUCAGGUUUUUAUGCACGUUAGUUUCCGUUCUGCCCAUUUCAAGAGGCAAAUGUUUCUUAUUUGUUAUUUGCAUUAUACAUAUUUUUGUAUGAGUGACUGUAAUUUUACUGUGGGAUUGUUUGUAAAUUAGCGUCUUUAGAGGAGAAUGUAAUUGCUCUCAGUGGUGAUGUCGAGGAUGAUCUAGUGCAAAGUAGAAACAGGUGGAGGAUGAGCAAAGUCUUCUGGCCGCAGAUGUUUGGUUUUGAUUAAAAGGAAUGAUUUAAAAGGGAAGUUAGCACAGGUGGGUGCUUGGUGCCUAGAUAUUUGAGAGCAGGAAUAUGUGGUACUGAAUCAGACCCACCUGUUUUCACUUACGAUUGCAGUGCUAUGCACACUAUAACGUUGAGUCAAGGUUUUUUUUCAUAGCCCAUGAAAUUUAUGGUGUAUAUAACAUUUGUAUUAUAAUUUUUUUGUCAGUGUUUUUAAAAUAUAAACUUUUUAGUGUCAAAUGCAACUUUAAAUAUCUGCUGUCCUGGCCAAAGUACACAAGAAUACGUGGAUGUGAAAAUCUCAUGCGACUGAUCACAUUACCUGUGAUAUAACGACUCUCAGCUCAGCACAGUGUCAUGAUGAUAAAACCUCGACCAAUGUAGGCUUCAUGUUUUCUAUGAUGAUCUGAAUGUCUUCCAUACAGAAACAAGGCAACAAAUGGCUUCUCUAUGAAAGGAUACAAAUUGAACUGAUCACCCAGAAGCAUAUGACAAAAUAUUAUUCUGAUGUUAUGAAAAUUAUGUCUUAAUUUGAUCAGAAAAAGGUCAUAAUGUUAUGAUAAAAAUAAAAAAUUUGGAAAUAAGCAGCAAAAAAACAAAAACAACCCUAGCUUACCAGAGCUCCACUUCCUCUGGGUCCAAAAUCUUGAACAAAUGUCAUUGUUUGUUGAGAAACUAUGAAAUCCUUUUGAGUGUCACACAUAUAACUUUAACUACAGCCUCAGUCGACCAUUUCUAAACAUUUCCUCCUCCACAAAAAUGGCAUUUUCCUCCAAGUCUGUAGUUCUGUCCUCAGAAUAGACAUUUUCUUUUCACAGUCUCUAUUUCUUCCAAGUCCUGAUUCUUAGGAUAAUGGUGCUGAUGAGCCAAAAUAUGAAGUAUGCUGUAAUUUAAGAAACCUAAAGUAAAGUAUAACUUAACAAUGUGCUCCACAUUCCUCAUUUUAACACAUUUAACACCGGCGACAGGCAUCAGCCUGAUAUUCUCCCUCGAAAAUGACAUGCAGCUUAAGAUAAUGACUUUAUUUUUCUUGUACAUUUAAGACCGUAUUCUUGUAAUAUUCAACUUAAUUCUAGUAAAUUUUCAACCUUUUCCUUGUAGUUUUAAAACUUUAUUCUCAUAAUAUUAUCACUUUAUUCUCGUAAUCGCCGGGGUUUUUUCUCACCUUAAGUGGCCCUAAUGCUUGUCGUAGAAACAUGUUACCCAAAAUAUGUCUCGCACUUUAAUGUUAAUUCAUGUCAAGCUAACUGUGCCAGUCAUCCAGGAUGUAAAGUUGAAAAAGAGAUGUUUUCAUGUUGAUAACCAAGUAGCCUUACAAAAGAAUAAUUCUGUUGCCCAAAAACCCGCCAGGAUCAAGUCGAAGUUGAAGCUUAGUUUUUGAACCCAACAGUCAGUUCUCCACCCAUCUAAUGUGUCAUCCAGUUCUGUCGUGCACAGCGCACCACUAGAGGACCAGUGUGUAGGAUUUAGGGGGAUCAUGUUUUCAUUAGGGAAUAAUCACCUGAAACUAAGAUUUGAUGUGUUUACUUAAGCUUCGAAUGAGCUUUUAUAUCCGCACUCCGAGUGGAUCCUCUUCCACCGAGGUUUCUACACUAGCCCAGAAUGGACAAACCAUAGAAGGGGAGGGGUAUUCAGUCUGCAACCUCACCUCUCUGCUGCUAAACCCUACACACUGGACCUGUAAUUCAUCAGUAUGCCACCCCCUCCUUCCUUCCACACAGACAGAGGCUGUGGAAAUUAAGAUAAAAUGGAAUAUACAUAAUUCAUGCCCAUCCCCCAAUCCACCCCACUUCGCCUUACAUAAUGCAAAAGUGUGUGUGUGUGUGUGUACAUGUGUGUGUGUGAAGCGUAGAGGGGGAAACUAAAUUAAAUCUGUAUCUCAAAGCCCUUAUACCUGGCCUGGACUUCUCAUUAUCAUACUGGAUAAUUAUUGUCUGGCUUUUAAUUUGUCUGAAUCAAAGGAGACAGUGACAUGUCUGUAUGAAGAAAAAAAAUGAAAUAUAAGUGAGGCUUCAGUGUCCCUCCUGUCUGAUUAACUUGACAUUCAUUUUAAUGAGCAGUGAACGUAAAAGACGAGUCCGACCGCAGCCACACGCAGACGUACCCCGCCCACCCCUCUCCUCUCCGUUGUAAGGACGCUGCCAUGAAUCUGACAGCUCCUGAUAAUUCACUUCCAAAAUUUCGUGGAAAAAAAACGACGUGGCUUUUGAUUCUUGUUCACCUGGAACUUUAUAUUCAUACUUUUGGCACAAAAUUCUAUGAGCUAAUAAAACUGUUGUCACCAAGUUCAUUUCUGAGUAGUGCUGCCACUUUUAAAUAUUUAAAUAUAUCGUGUAUUAACACGUCAUUCUCUCAGAUAAAGACAUUUUACAUACACAUACAUUCUAAACGUCAGUCCUUGUAGAAUUGAUGUUCUGUUCAUUCUCGGUGCCUCCACUGUCUCGCUAACAUUACCGUAAGGCUGUUCCAUUAAACCAAGUCAACAGUCUGAAAGCCUCCACUUCUCAGAUGAUCUGCUGUCAUAAUUGUCUUGUGCAGCAUGGCUCACUAGUUCCAUCCUUACUGCGUCAGCAUAAUAAACUAGAAUAGCACUCAGUAGAGUGCACAGGCCCAGCAGUCCCCCUAUGAAACCAGAGUUUUAUUUGGAUCUGCACCAAAUUUCCCAGUCCCCUAAAAAUGUCUUAUUUUUUUAUCACAAUCCAAGAAUUACUCUCUGGCAAAUUGGUGAAAAUGUGUCUCACAAUGUUAAAGACAUCGCUCCUUUGUCUGGAUCCACACCAAAAUGUAAUGUCUUUCUUGGCCCAUGUCUCAUCCUUCCACGAAGCAUCAUGGAAAUCCAUUCUGUAGUUUUUGUAUAAUCCCGCUCACUAAUAAACAAACCGACAAACAAAUGGACAGGGUUUGAAAGUUUGGAAGUGAAACCAAAGGUGGACAGUGACCAAGUUACCCCCAAGUGUCUGUUGUAACCAUCACAGUUUCCAGCCAAACGUCCUGCUCCAGCUGAAGUUUUGUACAUAGCUGCAGGAGUUGUGAGCCCAGUUUCCUUUGCUAUUGGAGAUUAUCAACAGUGUUUUGGGCUCACUCCUUUCUGGUUUUACUUUUGGUACAAAUGAAGUGGUUUUGAUAAUCUUUCUUAACUGUUAGGUUUGUUUAUAACUUAUCGAAUUGUGUUUUGUUCUCAUGUUGAACCGAGUUGAAUGAAAGUGACUCAAUCCAUGCAGUUAGUAAGUUUAAGUAAGCAAGUAAGUAAACUACUUAAAGCAGUUAAACAGGGCUGAGAAUGUUUUUUUGUUAACAGAUCCUAUCAAAGGACCAAAACCAAGCCGUCUGUCAAUUAUUUUCAGCUUUCCUACAAUGUCUAUAACAACUGUGCAAAACCCAUAUGAACUUUACUUUUGAAACAAAGUGAAACAAUUUCUGAGGUUUAUCAAACAUGUAGUAAACUGUGGAGACUGUAUUUGGAGCGCUGAUGAGUAUUACCAGCUGCAGGAUGCUGUAUGUGAGAUUGACUCACAGCGAACUGCAGUGCAGAUGUUUGUCAUAAUGCAGAGGAAGGUCGCCAAAAGCACAGCAGCAUGAUGUUUUUCUUUUUUGCUUUAUUUGACUGUAAAGAAAGAGACAGGAAAAAUAGGGAGAGAGAAGUAUGACGUGUAACAAGAGUCCCCUGGCUACUGAGACGUCCUCACUGAUGGGCUCCUAAAUUGUGAUUUGUGAAUAUGUGCUUUGAUUGAUUGAUAACAAUGGAACUGCUUGGCACAGACGAAAGAGAUGCAUCAGGCUUUGGAUGUGCAAAUAUUACUCGUCUGUAAGAACAAUUCUUUGAGGGUCUUGACAAACCCUAAUAAUAUGAGACUUAUCCUUAAAAUUUGAUAUUCAAUUGAAGCUAACACUCACUGUACUAAAGUCACAGAAAUAAAAGUGUGUGUGUGUAUAUAUAUAUAUAUAUCACCCAUAAUGAUAGACUCCAAAUGAUGCAUUAUAGGUGUCACAAGUUCUAAAAGACUCCACGUUCACUCUGUUUCAUGGUACAACUACAGAACCAUUCAUCUGGGCCAUAUAAGGUUACAGUAAUGACCUCUGACUGUCAUAGGAACAAUUGUGUUUUGUUGUGGUUUAUUGUGCCUUUUAGUUCAAAGUAUUAUUUAGGUUGACGCUGCAAAUUGACCAUUUAACAAAAGAUCAAUAUUUUAUUUUAGUCAGUCAGUGGGAGAAAAAACGUAAUCACCUCAGUAGGUUUCCCAUCGAUGCAAAUGAACAUUUUUUAUUUAACAGUUUGGGUGAACAGAGUAUGUGAAGCAGCCAUGUCAUAUAUGUAUAACUAAGGUUUUUUAGCUAAAAAAAAAUGGGCUGAGACACUUGAUAUGUAUUUUAGGUGUGUACAUAUUGUAGAUGAGCACUGCAGAACCUGAAAACUGACAUUUUUUAAAAGAUAAAAUCUAUUUUUUGAUAAUCUUGUAGAAAGAAAAACAACUUACAACAACAAAAAACUUUCAGAUUGAAUUUUGGCUCUGUUCUUAUUUCCUCCCAGUCUGUUAAAGGGAAUUUAUGGUUUUAAGCUAAAAGCGGCAAAAUGAGCCAAGUGACUUUAAACCAAAGCUGGUGGAGACAUAACAUGUUUGUCCUGAUCAGUGUAUUUUUACUCUUAUUAAACUUUGUAAUGGGGGGUUGAGCAUGGUAUCGACCAACAGCAGUGUGAGGUUUGCUUCAUGUUUAUUUAUUCUUUAGAACAUCGUAGGCAGUGUCAUGUCACUACUUUGCUAUUGUAUUUUUGGUAAUAAAGACUGAGAAAUUA
Molecule: messenger RNA, 9260 nt
Organism: Hippoglossus stenolepis (Pacific halibut)
Lineage: Eukaryota; Metazoa; Chordata; Actinopteri; Pleuronectiformes; Pleuronectidae
Gene: znf507
Product: zinc finger protein 507
Exons: 7
Coding region: 136-3354 (1072 amino acids)
Biological process (GO): regulation of gene expression
Cellular component (GO): nucleus
Source: RefSeq, a predicted model, not a curated record